AUGAACAACGAUAAAGGGGUCAAGGUGACGGCGGUGGACGUCGAUUUGGCGACGAAGAUUGUGCGCGUGUCGAUCGAUUGCGAGAGCGUGGUGGACGGCGUCACCAAGCUCCCGGCGCUCGUGGAGACCGUGGUGGAGGGAGGGUUCGAGGCUGAACCGAUAUUUUAG
This is a messenger RNA of Ostreococcus lucimarinus CCE9901, 168 nucleotides long. RefSeq lists its product with no specific name. Bases 1 to 168 code for a protein of 55 amino acids. The record is from RefSeq and is a predicted model, not a curated record. NCBI's taxonomy places the organism in Eukaryota, Viridiplantae, Chlorophyta, Mamiellophyceae, Mamiellales, Bathycoccaceae. The transcript has a single exon.